This is a messenger RNA of Phytophthora sojae, 1086 nucleotides long. RefSeq lists its product as hypothetical. Bases 1 to 1086 code for a protein of 361 amino acids. The record is from RefSeq and is a predicted model, not a curated record. NCBI's taxonomy places the organism in Eukaryota, Oomycota, Peronosporomycetes, Peronosporales, Peronosporaceae. The transcript is spliced from 5 exons.
AUGCAAGUGACCUUUAUAUCGUUUCUGGCGGCGGCAGAGUCCCUCGCCUUCAUUUAUGCCGUUUGCUCAGCCACUGUGUUUCCGCUUCCGUUUGGCGUACUUUGCGUCGCCCCACCUGACCUUUUGGUCAUGACAAUCAACCAGCAAAUAGCAGUGAUGAACUGCCAGAUCGCGCUGACGGUCAUCCACCCGGUCUACAUUUAUGGGUUCGUCUCACUUACUGGCGUGAGCCAAGUGCUAUUCCUACUCGUGCUGCCAAUUAUCAAGCUCAUUGACAAGAGCGGGGUCAAUCGUGCCCUUGCAGAUUACUACGACUUGAAGCCCCAGUCGGUCAUUUUUACCGUGGAAGUUUUCAACGCGCUUUACGUAUCGAGCGCUCUUCAGAGCGCUUCAUCGUGGGCGUUGACAGUUACGAUCAUGGUAAUCGAUAUCGUGCGCUUCUUGUUCUCAAUGCGCGAUAUUUUGGCGGUCCGAAAGGAAGUGAAGGUGCUCAUGGCUAAAAUUCCACAAGAUCACCCGCUUGCCAAACAGAAUUUUCUACAAACCAUCAAUCGACUUUUUGAGACUCGGAAAAUUAUCCCAAUGGAGACCCUGGAUGACGUUGUCCCGCAGCUUCAGACUCUCGCAGCGAGAAGUGGACCUUCUGAAGCGGAUAAUGCAGUUAUCAGCUCGAUUUUCUCGAAAGACGAACGAGCCUUGUUCAUCAAAAAGAGUACUCAAGUACUCUUCAUUACGGAGUACGUUAUCCUGGUGGAGUAUGUUGAGGUGGUCCUUCCCGUCAUCUACGUCGCUUAUCGCAGUGUUCUCUUCUACAUGCCCAACCGUGCCUUCCACGCAUCGAUGACUGAGCUUACUAUUGGGCAGCUGCUGUCGUCCGCUCUGAAUGUGCUGGCCUACUGCUCACUGGAAUUUUGUUCACUGAUUACCUCGGCGAUCGUAUUGAGACGCACUCUGGGCAUUUCACCGUGGCGACAACUUGGUUUUGAACUUGAGACGCAUACGGGAAUGAUUCAGUCCAUGCUGAUCGAAAUUCUGAUCUACACUCAAAUUUCGCUGGCACACCUCGCUUCAAAUUUUCCUAAUUGA